Monopterus albus (swamp eel) is the source of this 722-nucleotide messenger RNA. Its product is annotated as ninjurin-1-like. The transcript has 3 exons. Gene Ontology annotation, biological process: cell adhesion; tissue regeneration. The coding region runs from base 300 to 719 and encodes 139 amino acids. The record is from RefSeq and is a predicted model, not a curated record. Gene Ontology annotation, cellular component: membrane. NCBI's taxonomy places the organism in Eukaryota, Metazoa, Chordata, Actinopteri, Synbranchiformes, Synbranchidae.
CUGCAGUCCACACUAAAGCGCUGCACUGCCUGAGCUUCUGCAUGGCCUCUUGAUUUCAGUUUCGCUAGUGUAGGAAAAGUCCCGCUAGCUUGCAGCCUGUGGUGCUCACUUCUCCUAUCAGUCUUUCGGUCUCUCAGACGACAGCCUCCGUGUGUCGAGGGGCGGUAGUUUGGAGUAUCCACUGUCGUCGUCACCGCUCUUUAUAUACCGCCUAUGCCAGCCGGCCGGACCUCCGACUUUUUCUGCACUAACUUAUACAUGACCAACUUAUUUCGGGUAUAACGAGGUUUAUUCACGAGAUGGCAUCGGAAAACAUGGAAAUGAACGGCGGCGAUGAGGUUGCGCUGCGAGGCCGGCCGAGGAGGCUACAGGGACCCCUGAACAUGAACCACUACGCCAAUAAGAAGAGUGCAGCAGAGAGCAUGCUGGAUGUGGCUCUGCUAAUGGCUAACGCCUCCCAGCUGCAGGCUGUGCUGGCGGAAGGACCAGAGUUCCCCUACUACACGGUCCUCAUUACAAUGAUUAGCAUCUCUCUCAUCCUACAAAUCCUGGUGGGAAUCCUGCUCAUCUUCAUAGUUAAGUGGAAUCUAAAUGACGAAGCAAUGCACUACAGGCUGAACAUCAUGGAGAACGUCGCCACGUCCUUUGUCUUUAUCAUAGUUGUAGUCAACAUCUUCAUCACAGCCUUUGGCGUCCAGCGGCCUGUCUCGAAAGAUUGAUCG